UAUCCUGAUUGAACUGUGAGAAUUAAGCUUAACUUCUUAACUUUCUUAUCUAUCUAUACGAUCUAUUGACAUCUGCCAAAAUGGUCAUCAGCACCAACGACAUCAGCAGCAACAGCAGCACAAACCCCUCCCGGCGUCUUCUCCUCGUCAGCUGCCCCCGUACAGCAUCCAACCUCCUCACCAAGAUCCUCUCCAUACCAGACCAACCCAACGUGCUUGCCAACGAUGCAGGCGGCUACUUCUUCUACGAUGCAUUCAUGGCCACCGCGUUCAGCGGAUGCGCCGAAAAGCCCCUCGCCGAAUGGACGGAAAAGGAACGCUCAGACGUCCAGUCCGUCUUUCAGAAGUGUGUGGAUAACCUGGAGGAAUGGUCCGCGCGGGCGAAAAGUGAGGGCAAGUUCCUCUUCACAAAGGAACAUGCCUUUUGGUUCGUGAACCCGGCUGCGUUUGGGAAUAUUAUCAACGAUACCACUACCGAUGUUUCGACGACGGAGCCACUCAGACUGCAGUUCCCUGCGGCGUAUGGUGAACAGACCUUCUCGGGGAGUAACCAUACCAUCCUCCCGGAUGAGUACUUGCGUACCUGGCAGUUGGCUUUUAUAAUCCGCCAUCCGGCUUUGGUGUUUGCAUCGCUGUACCGUGCCAUGAACAAGAUGUCCACGGGUGGUCUCUUCGACCCAAAGGCCGUCAAGGCAACCCUUGUCACCAAUAUGACGCUUCGCUGGACUCGUCUUCUCUGCGACUGGUGCUCAGAACAGCCCGACACUGAACCUGUUAUCAUCGACGCCAACGAUGUCAUUCACAACCCCAAGGCGGUGAUUCGGUUCUGCGAAUUGACGGGUCUCGAUUCUUCUGCGCUGAAGUUUAAGUGGGAUAGUAAAAAGCCUGAAGAGCCAGCGCACGCUGUUGGUGGAGAGGAUACCCCUGAAGACGAGAAAGCUGCUCACCGGGCUGCGUCGGGCAUAAUGUUGUCUACCCUGCGUGAAUCGUCUGGGGUGGUCAAGUCCAAGGCGCCUGAUACGGUGGAUAUUGAAGCUGAGGCGAAGAAGUGGAAGGAGGAGUUUGGCGAGGAGAUGGGCGCGAUGAUUGAGAAGGCGGUUUGGGAUGCUAUGCCUGAUUAUGAGUAUCUCUUGACCAAGCGGGUGCAGGCAUGAAUUCUUUGAACGAUGUAUGAUUAAAGAGUUAUGAGUAGAUAGUUCGAUCUUCUGAUGGUUGAUCUAAAAUGUAUAGUUUCACUCAGUAUUUUGCUUUCUGACUCGCUGGAUAUCCCAGAGUGCCUUUGGGAUAUCAUGCCUUAAACAAAAGAGAGAUAUUCAUCGACCGAAGCUUGCUCAGUAUCGAG
Molecule: messenger RNA, 1342 nt
Organism: Aspergillus wentii DTO 134E9
Lineage: Eukaryota; Fungi; Ascomycota; Eurotiomycetes; Eurotiales; Aspergillaceae
Exons: 1
Coding region: 81-1154 (357 amino acids)
Source: RefSeq, a predicted model, not a curated record